CACGGCAAUGGUGUACUUUACAACUACUUCCUAUGAUAAUGUCCUCCUUUUUCGCCGUCUCACUGUUAUAAUUCCUUGUCCACAACCUAUUGUCAGGGUCGUCCGCAACUUCUUCGCCAUACAAUCUUCUCCUUCUUUACCUAUCCAUCUAUUUGCGCGUUGUUAUCCGCGGCCAUCAUGUCGAACCUACCUUCCCACGCCUCCCCAACCUUUGUGGCGCAAGAUGCGCCCUCCCACCCUGUGGAAGAACUGUCCAUUAGCACAGAUCAAACAGCAAUUCUGCCCUCAGAUAGCAGAGUAGACGAGCUUCGUGACAAUGCUAUCGCCCAGCUCGACAGCGCAGAUAGCGAUCGGGGUGAUGUAACCCCCGCCGUGCCUGCCUCCCUCCUCUCCCCUUCCUUUACCCCUCCAGCUACCCCCGGUGGUACAUUCAAUCCAGCAAAACUGCUUCAACAGACUCAAAAGUUACCACACACUAAAGCUCCGAAACUUCUUCCUUGCCUUCCCGAAGUCGAAUGCAUCGUUCGCGCACGGAUUCCCACCACCACCGGCGCGGAGAUGUUUCUCCAUCUCUACCACAACAACUUGGACAACAAAGAGCACUUGGCAAUUGUUUUUGGAAACACUAUUCGAAGUCGGAGCCUGGACAAGGUCCGGCCAGGGGAAACGGAAAUGGAUCGUAUGAUACGUGGAGCUUAUGUGGGCACAUUGCAUCCCGGUCGGGUGAGCAGUUGGUAUGAUGAUGGAAACGCUGAGGGUGCAGCUGGUGACGGUGGACCUGUAUCAUCAGAAAGGUCAACUGCGACAGAGAGUUCACCUAGUCAAGCGCCACUUGUGAGGAUACACUCCGAAUGCUAUACCGGAGAGACCGCCUGGUCUGCGCGCUGCGAUUGUGGUGAACAACUAGACGAAGCAGCCAGGUUGAUGUCCUUCCCCAUGGAGACUCUAAGUGAAAUGGCUUCCCAGCAAGCUGUUCCGGUGCCUUCCAAUGCCUCUGGCGGGGUGAUUGUUUACCUGCGGCAAGAGGGUCGCGGUAUAGGACUGGGGGAGAAGCUCAAGGCCUACAACUUGCAGGAUCUUGGCUCCGACACUGUAGAGGCUAACCUUCUCUUGCGACACCCUGCUGACGCGAGAAGCUACGGUCUGGCUACGGCGAUCCUAGUCGACCUUGGGUUGGGUGUGGAUGCCAAUCCUCACGGCAUCCGACUUCUUACGAAUAACCCGGACAAGGUUCGCGCCAUUGAGGGUGCAAAUCGUGAGGUGGCGGUUAAGGAGCGUGUGCCAAUGAUACCUUUGGCAUGGAGGUCGGGGGGAAAGCAGGGCAUCAAAAGUCUAGAAGUAGAGGGCUAUCUCAGGACAAAGAUCGCGAAAAUGGGACACAUGAUUGAAUAAACUCGCUAGAGUCAUUUCACGUAUUUUCUUUUUCUUUUCUUUUUUACUUUUCUUUUUGGUUGCAUUCCCUCACUUGUCUGUUUCACCCACUAUAUAGCCGUUUGUCGAAUGGGUGUACUAUAUGAGGCCUCGGGUUGGGUCUCGGUAAUGCUGUACAGUUAUGAACUGAUUUUAUGAUCCAAGAGUUUAUCAUUGUCCCUCGGUACACCUGUACCUCUGUUAUUUGUUGCCGAAUUUCUAUUUUGGACGGAGUGAUAUCUGUCUGCGUUCUUUUUUCACCAAUCUGGUGCACUGGUCUGGUUACUGUGGUUAGGCAUCACCAGGAUUGUGGAUACCGGGACAAGCUUUUGACUUUGAUACCAUCUGAAUGACGCCAAAAGUGAAAGGAUAAGCCAAUUGAGAAUGAGCUGUCAUGAGAUCGUGUGCCGACAACCCGAGACAAUUGCUCCGUAGCUUUUGGAUCCACCGAUUCAGCGAUUUAUGGCGAAG
This is a messenger RNA of Aspergillus costaricaensis CBS 115574, 1881 nucleotides long. Its product is annotated as GTP cyclohydrolase II. The coding region runs from base 178 to 1392 and encodes 404 amino acids. Gene Ontology annotation, biological process: riboflavin biosynthetic process. Lineage: Eukaryota; Fungi; Ascomycota; Eurotiomycetes; Eurotiales; Aspergillaceae. The transcript is spliced from 2 exons. Gene Ontology annotation, molecular function: GTP cyclohydrolase II activity. The record is from RefSeq and is a predicted model, not a curated record.